AAAUUACUACACUGUAUUCAUACCUGGAGAAUAUCAUUAUGUGACUUAAAAAUUUAAGUUUCACUACUCUGAGCAUUACAUAAAGCCAUAGCAUGCUUAAAGAAUUUAUACUGCUACCUUUUAAAGUCACUAAAAUCUUUUAAAUGGUGAAUGUCUAACAGUCAGUCUUCAGGUAUACCUGACAAAGGAUGAGAAAUGAGCUUUUGUAGAAAUAGAACUUUAUUUUAAUAAAAAUGUGUUACAUUUGUGUCUAUAUUAAAUACGUACUUACAAAUUAGUAUAUAUUUAUAAAUAUAUGUCGAAUGUAUUUGAAAUAUAAUUUAUUUUGCUAAUAAUGGAAAAUAUUCUGCCUGCUUGAGGAAUAAACUUAUCUCUGGUUAGGGUCAAUUAUUAGUGUUUCCUAUGAUUAUUUGAGGUUGGGAGUGGGAGGCUGCAAAAUCAAAAUUACCAUUUUACUUCCCUGUCAAGAAUAUUGUUCCUUAUAAAAUAUGUGUGGAGCCAUAACAACCCAGGAUGGCUCUCCUCUAAGGUCUUGAAUAAGCGGCCUAAUUGAAGAGAAUGGAUACUUACGUGUCGUUACAUGAAACCCUAUUUUCUCCAGUUUAUGCAAUCCAAGUAUGUUUCUAAUGUAAUUAUUCUGAAUUAGUUUGCAUUUUUAACACUACUGAAAAAAAUCUUUUUUGAUGUGUUUUAAAAUGAAAACCUGAUCAUCCUGGUAUUCCCCUUCUUAAACGUCUUUAGUAACUUACUACUAAGUUUGAGGUCAAGUUUUAACUCCUUAACCAAGCAUUCAAUUCCGAAACAAUCUGGCCACUGUGAAAAUUUUCCACUCUCAACUCUGGUUACGUUCUGCAUCCACACCCUUCACUCAAGACUUACCUGAAGCUCCCAGAGCUUACUGAGCCUGCUUACGAUUGUGCGUUUGCUCACGGCUGGAAUGAGCUCGCUCUCACCUUGUUUGCCUGGUGAACUAUUGCUAGUUCUCUAAGCUUAUAUUGGAACAUCAUCUCCCUUUUGAAGGGUUUCUGGCCUUAAGAAGUUAAAUUAAACCCUGUGCAUACCACCUGUGCAUUUCCAUUAACGCCUUCAUUAAUCUGCUACAUAAGCAGCAAUGAUUCUUGUCUGCAGCCAAAAUUAAGGAUCAACCCCAAACGUGCCUGCAUUUUGGACAAUGUUAGCUAAAGCUAUAAAUGGAACAGCAGUGGUCAUGGAUGAUAAAGAUCAAUUAUUUCACCCAAUUCCAGAGUCUGAUGUGAAUGCUACACAGGGAGAAAAUCAGCCAGAUCUAGAGGAUCUGAAGAUCAAAAUAAUGCUGGGAAUCUCGUUGAUGACCCUCCUCCUCUUUGUGGUCCUCUUGGCAUUCUGUAGUGCUACACUGUACAAACUGAGGCAUCUGAGUUAUAAAAGUUGUGAGAGUCAGUACUCUGUCAACCCAGAGCUGGCCACGAUGUCUUACUUUCAUCCAUCAGAAGGUGUUUCAGAUACAUCCUUUUCCAAGAGUGCAGAGAGCAGCACAUUUUUGGGUACCACUUCUUCAGAUAUGAGAAGAUCAGGCACAAGAACAUCAGAAUCUAAGAUAAUGACGGAUAUCAUUUCCAUAGGCUCAGAUAAUGAGAUGCAUGAAAACGAUGAGUCGGUUACCCGGUGAAGAAAUCAAGGAACCCGGUGAAGAAAUCUUAUUGAUGAAUAAAUAACUUUAAUUAUUUUGUCAUCAAAA
Homo sapiens (human) is the source of this 1717-nucleotide messenger RNA. It is a transcript of the gene EQTN, whose product is annotated as equatorin. Gene Ontology annotation, cellular component: outer acrosomal membrane; acrosomal membrane; plasma membrane. The transcript is spliced from 5 exons. The record is from RefSeq and is a predicted model, not a curated record. Gene Ontology annotation, biological process: endocytosis; fusion of sperm to egg plasma membrane involved in single fertilization; acrosomal vesicle exocytosis. NCBI's taxonomy places the organism in Eukaryota, Metazoa, Chordata, Mammalia, Primates, Hominidae. Bases 1172 to 1648 code for a protein of 158 amino acids.